AGGAUGUUAUGCUAAGUGAAAUAAGGCAGACAGAGAAAGUCAGGUAUUUUCAACACUUGCUCUCUUCUGAAUCAUGUUUUCUGUCCUAUCAUUCAGUCGUGACUCUCCCGAAAAGAAGUUUUUAGGCAAGAAGGCCUGAUUGCUAAGCAGGACUGGUAACAUCUGAACAUAACAAACCAAACAAGCAAACUCUUGCACCAACACUACCACCACGUUUUACCACAAAAGAAUGCCACUGUACGUGGAUUCCAAGCAGGCUAAAAAGGAAAAGAGCUGAUUCGAUUUCAAACUGCCCACUGAACGGGAUGACAGCCACGGCCGCCGUGGAGACACCAAAAAUGGAGAAGAGUGCUUCUAAGGAAGAGAAGCAGCAGCCUAAGGAGGACAGCACAGAGCAGGGCUGUGCUGAUUCUGAAGAGUGGAUAAGUUCUGAGAGUGACCCUGAACAGAUGAGCCUUAAGAGUGUCAACAUCAAUGACAACAGCUUCCAACCUGGAGAUGCUCAAUUGAAGAAAAAGGAAAUUCCCUCCAAGCCACACCGCCAGCUCUGUAGAUCACCCUGCCUAGAUCGUCCAAGCUUCUCCCAGAGCAGCAUUCUACAGGAUGGGAAGCUUGACUUGGAAAAGGAAUACCAAGCCAAGAUGGAUUUUGCUCUAAAGCUGGGCUAUGCAGAGGAACAGAUUCAAUCAGUGCUGAACAAGCUCGGCCCAGAAUCACUUAUUAAUGAUGUAUUGGCAGAGCUUGUCAGACUUGGGAACAAAGGUGAUUCGGAAGGGCAGGUCAACUUGAGUCUGUUAGUGCCUCGGGGGCCCAGCUCCAGAGAGAUUGCAAGCCCUGAACUGUCUCUUGAAGAUGUAAUAGACAACAGUGACAAUUUGAGGCCAGUUGUCAUUGAUGGAAGUAAUGUGGCAAUGAGCCAUGGGAAUAAAGAAGAGUUCUCCUGUAGAGGAAUACAACUUGCUGUGGAUUGGUUUUUAGAUAAAGGCCAUAAAGAUAUUACUGUAUUUGUGCCUGCAUGGAGAAAGGAGCAAUCCCGCCCUGAUGCACCAAUUACAGAUCAAGAUAUCCUACGUAAACUGGAGAAGGAAAAGAUUCUUGUCUUCACGCCAUCCAGAAGGGUCCAGGGCAGGAGAGUCGUCUGCUAUGAUGACCGGUUCAUAGUCAAACUGGCUUUUGAUUCUGAUGGCAUCAUUGUCUCCAAUGAUAACUACCGGGACCUUCAAGUAGAAAAGCCAGAAUGGAAGAAGUUUAUAGAGGAGCGGUUGCUGAUGUAUUCUUUUGUGAAUGACAAAUUUAUGCCUCCAGAUGAUCCUUUAGGGCGCCAUGGCCCAAGCCUUGAAAAUUUCUUAAGAAAGAGACCCGUUGUUCCUGAGCACAAGAAACAACCAUGCCCUUAUGGCAAAAAAUGUACCUACGGCCACAAGUGCAAAUACUACCAUCCGGAGCGGGCCAACCAACCCCAGCGUUCGGUGGCUGAUGAGCUCCGCAUCAGUGCCAAACUGUCCACAGUGAAAACCAUGAGCGAAGGCACCUUAGCCAAGUGUGGCACAGGGCUGUCUAGUGCCAAAGGUGAGAUAACCUCAGAAGUCAAACGUGUGGCCCCCAAGCGCCAAUCAGAUCCCAGCAUUCGGUCCGUGGCUGUGGAGCCUGAGGAAUGGCUGUCCAUUGCCCGUAAGCCUGAGGCCAGCUCUGUCCCCUCACUUGUGACCGCCCUAAGUGUCCCCACAAUCCCACCCCCCAAAAGCCAUGCAGUAGGUGCACUCAAUACCCGUUCAGCCAGCAGCCCAGUGCCAGGAUCUUCUCAUUUCCCCCACCAGAAGGCUUCGUUAGAGCACAUGCCCAGCAUGCAGUAUCCCCCCAUCCUGGUUACCAACAGCCAUGGGACCUCUAUUAACUAUGCUGAGCAAUACCCAAAGUUUGAGUCCUUGGGGGACCACAGCUAUUAUUCAAUGUUAGGCGACUUCUCCAAACUGAAUAUCAACAGCAUGCAUAAUCGAGAGUACUACAUGACUGAAGCAGACCGGGGGGUGUAUGCCCGGAAUCCCAACCUGUGUUCUGACAGUCAUAUGAGCCAUACCAGAAAUGACAACUAUUCCUCUUACAACAACCUAUACUUGCCUGUAGCUGAUACCCAUCCUGAAGGCAGUUUGAAGCUGCAUCGCUCAGCAUCUCAGAACCGUCUUCAGCCUUUUCCUCAUGGUUACCAUGAAGCCUUAACAAGAGUGCAGAGCUAUGGCCCAGAGGAUUCUAAGCAAGCCCCCAACAAGCAGUCAGUUCCCCAUUUAGUUCUGCAUGCCCAGCACCCAGCAACUGGGACACGCUCCAGCUGUCCUGGAGACUACCCCAUGCCUCCCACUAUCCACCCUGGGGCAACCCCACAGCCAGGACGUGCCCUGGUGAUGACUCGGAUGGACAGCAUUUCUGACUCUCGCCUGUAUGAGAGCAACCCCAUGAGACAAAGACGACCUCCUCUUUGCCGGGAACAACAUGCCAGCUGGGACCCACUGCCCUGUGCAACUGACUCUUAUGGCUACCACUCCUAUCCCUUGAGUAACAGCCUCAUGCAACCAUGCUAUGAGCCAGUCAUGGUACGGAGCAUGCCUGAAAAAAUGGAGCAGCUUUGGAGGAAUCCUUGGGUUGGAAUGUGCAAUGAUUCCAGGGAGCAUAUGAUCCCAGAGCACCAGUAUCAGACCUACAAGAACCUCUGCAAUAUUUUCCCUUCAAACAUCGUCCUUGCAGUAAUGGAGAAGAAUCCCCAUACAGCAGAUGCCCAGCAACUGGCAGCCUUGAUUGUUUCUAAGCUUAGGGCUGCACGUUGACGUAACAUAGAACUUAUUCCUAUAAAUAUAAAUAUUAAUACUAAUAAUGCACUAAUACUAUGAUAAUAGUAACUAAUAAUUUUGUGUCGCGCUUUACAAGCUACAGAGUAUUUAUGUCAUUGAAGUGCAUAACAACCCUGUGAGGUAAGUCUUACUAAUGUCUUGUUUUAUAGACAAGGAAAUUGAAGCUCAGUGAAAUUAAGUGACUUGCCAAGGUCACACCGCUAGCAAAGGACCAAGUCAGGACUCUUAUCCAAGUCCUCUGACUCCAAGUUCCAUGCCCUUUUGCACGGCACUGUGCAGGUAAUGGAGGACAAAACCCAGGGGGAGAGGCCUAAAUGCAAGAAACCCCAGGGCUUCCAUUACCAGUGUUUUCUUAGUCACACAUUCUAUAUUACAGAGUAAGAAUGAUACAUCUAAUUUAGAGAGCAAGAGCAUCAAGAUCAGAUCAUAUGUUGAAUUAACCUUUUAAGAUUUUUAAUAGGAAUAUUUAAAGCUAUUUAAAAGUAAAUGCACACUUUAUUGCAUGGAUAUCUGACCAUUCAAUAUCUUUGUUAACCAAGCUAUAGGGUCAUAUCGAAGCUUCUAGAGCUACAUUUUAAACCUAUUAUUAGCAGUUAUAUUGCAUGUAUGACUGUAUGUAUUUAGUCAAGAUGUGUAUCUCUGUAUAAUCUUUUAUAUGGUGGUGAUAAGAAGAUAGUCUCAGCACAGUCCUUAGUCUACAGCUGUAUAGAUCACAAAUCUGACUGGAUGAUUUAUGUCACAUUUCAUAAUUUCAACUAGUUUUGAAAGUGAAAUUACAUGCCAAUAUUUGAAUAUUGCUUUCUUAGUCACCACAGCAAGCUAGCUCUAUGUCCCUUGCACUUUUUACUUGUCAAGAUUUAUUGACAGAUUUUCACUCUCUUCACCUCAGCAAGUUAGGGAUAAGAUUGCAGCCUUCUUCCACAGAGAAGCUGAUGGAUAAGCUCAAGUUCCAGGCAUAGUAGCUGUGUGCUAGAUUAGCGCAGAAGUAUUUGACCAGGACCAGGGGAUUUACUACCACAGUUGGUUUCCCUUAUCCCAAUAGCGAUGGCCAAACUCAUGAAGCAUUAAAUGAUGAACACAAAAGCUGCACUCAAGGAGGGUCUAAUGGAUGCUCUUUGGACUUCUGACCUACGCAGUAUUCAACAUCACAGGAUGAAACGUAAUGCAGGACAGGGCAUAGCCAUGCAAUCCACUUUGUCUUGCAAUCCACCCUUUGGGCAAUAAGGUCGAUCAUUGGUGCAGCAGAAUAUUUUUAGGAAACAAAACCAGGGGAUUUUCUAUGUGGAAAAAGGCAUCCUCCAAAAGGGGAUGCAGCUUCCAAAAGGGGAUGUUACAUCUUCGCUAAUAGCUGGCUUAGUUAUGCACUUCAAAUCCAUGCGAAGAGGGUGCACUUGCCCUUGGAUAACGCAUUACUAAAGAUGGCAGGACUUUGGGUUGAGCAGAGCCAUUUGUUCAACUUGUAUCUUGCUCAGGGUGGGAACCUUUGUAGCUAGAUGCCUCCAGAAGAGGCAUUUAUUGUUUUUGGUUCUUUUUAAGCUGCACUAAAUAAACCCCCUUUUUGAGCCCAUUGUAUAUUUCAACAUUUUGAACCAUGACCAGCUCACUAUUUCUUGAGCUGGAACUUGCUAAUUUCUAUGGUAGUUUUUCAUGAAAGUUGAGAAGGCCUGGUCUUGGCCUUUUGUUUCUUCAUAAGAAGGUGUGACACUACCUAUAAAUGUUUCUUACUGUGAAACACUCCCAAUGCGAGGCUGUAGUCAGGGUUGUUUCUGGCAGUUUGAUAAUGGCUUGCAUGCUGCUUUUCUGGCUUUCUGUCUCUGUCUUAGUUGAUAAAAACUGCAUCUCAAUUAAUGUUUUUCUCUAGUUAACCAUAGCUUCACAUUUAUCUCCUACCCUAUGAUUUUUCCAUCCCGCAACAUACUGAGGUGUAAAAGUAUUUUCUACCAGUGACCAUAGAGAGUGACAGUUGCCACUGAAGUGCUUGCCAUUUCACACAAAUGCCAUUUCAUACCUUCAACUUCUUGGAUCUUCUAAAUUUGUCCCAUGUCUAAAUCAGGGUAUUUGACAAUCUUAGAUGACUCUGCCUUUGUGCCAGUUAGUUCAUACCUCCUAUCAAAGUCAUCAAUGGCACCACAGUAUCCAGUAGCUGUACAAUUUACAGAGAAGCACAAGAUUAAUCUUGUCAACUGCAAUUCAUCUUGAACAUGUUCAUGUUUAGUAUUAAAAAAAUUCUAAGUUCCUCUCAAUACAGGAAAUAAUUUUUAAGGCAGUGUAUGUAUUUCUUAUUUCCUGUAACCAUUGUCAUUCCUCUCUUCUCAUAAAAUGUAUAUGAAACAAAGCAGCUAGGAGCAAUGCCUCAAAUAACCAGAAAUGACCUUUUGUUGAUACAAAUUGUAUCUCCUUUUUUCCCGAUUGUAUAGAAACAAAUGUACAAAACUCAUCUGAAACUAGGUUUGGUACAUUCUUUUCACCAUGAUGUUUGUGGCACUGUGUGUCACAAGGAAGUAGCCCGGGGGUCAUGAAGGAGCUUUUAUUUCCAAAGGACAGUAGUAGUUUAUAGACAAUUUUUCAAGGCCUUUUUAUUACUAUGUGCACAGCUAUUAUGUGUACAGUUUCAAGCAUUAUAUUACAUAAGUUCUCUUUAGCCUAUUAAAUUUAAUAUGUCCUUGCAAAAGGUAUUUUGUGUAAAAAGUGUCAAUGUUAGUGAAUCAUCUGCAAGAAUCUACAAAUGGAGCUGUACAAUUAUGAAUGCUUAAAUCCAGCUUGGUUCUUAGUAAAGUUAUUAGAGAAACAUCUUCUUUAUAUUGAGGUCUGCACAUUUUUUGACUUUUCCAUUUUGUCUGUAAUUAUAAAACAGCAAAUACAAAGAAGCAUUGGGACUCACUGGGCUCCCUUGAUAAUAAAAGCAAGCUUCCUUUCCUGGGGUUAAGGGUGUGUCCUUCAGUAUGCUUACCUCCAAGCACUCAGCAGGGAUUACUGCACAGUGUUUUGUGUGGUUUUCAAGAAGCAUUAUCUUUUAUAGGAGAUGCUUUGUAAUUUUUAUUCUUUCACUGAGUUUUUGAACUCAUAGCAAGUCUAUGCCUUUUCAGGCCUUAGAUUUUAUGAUUUCUUUCUUGUUGUGAUUUUGUUAUUGUUUUUACUUUGACCUAAAGAAGUGUGACUCUGGAGUGGCAUGGUCAAUCAAGGGCACUGUUUCUGUAAGACAGCUAAAAGGAAAAGGAGACUUUUCAAAGGUAACAUACAGCCAUUGCACUCUCUCUUAAGGUGCAAGGUAUAGAAGGGAGAAUGACGGAGGCCUUAUGGAAAUGGCCUAUAAAACUUUUCUUCUUCUAAAUAAUGAAACACAUGCACACACACACACACACACACGUAUGUGUGUGUGUAUAUAUAUACGUUGAAUAUGUGUAUAUUCUCUCCCCUCCCCUCUCUGGUAGUUUCCAGGAGAAUACUUCUAAAACCCAUUUUUUCUACUUUAGAAUAAAUUAUAUUUAUACAGUAAUUCAAACAUUGAUAUCCAUUAACCUUUGGCACUGAGUUUUCUUCUAACAUAGAAGAGUUCAUUUGAAGAGGCACUCAGUGACAGUUUAAUCUCUGCUCUAAGUAUGAGACUUUGUACAAACACCCUUUUUGUGGGCCAAGAAUUUCAAUACACUUUGUUUUAUUCUGCGAACCAGGUCUGGAGCUACACAGGGAAAGUAAUGUCAAACUGUGCAAAGAGCACUUCUCCGGUCUCCUCCUAACCCUUCUCUGCCUUCCCCUAGUUUGCUUCUCUUUAUGUCUGACACUGAGGAGUGCAUAGUCUUCAACUGAAAUGGCACUACAGUUAGUUUUCAAUGGAAACCAAACCAGUAUAUUUCAGGAAGCUGCUUGUCUAAAGUUGUCGAUGCUUUUGGAAAGACUCAGCAUAUUCAAUAUCUAUCAUGUUGUAGCUAGCUAUAUACAUAGGCAGAUUGACUAUUUUUAAUCCUGUUUUGUGUAUCAUUGAGCUAUAGUAGUUUGCUUUAUCCAUUUGUGGGAUUAAACAAUAUUGUUUAAUGGUUGUAAACUUUUAUAAAACCUCUUUGGGUUUUUUGUUUGACCCAAAUAUAAUGUAAGUCUCAAUGACAAAAUACACAAAGCCAAACAGAGGUAAGUGAAAAUAUAUCCUGUCCCCAGUUUUGUCUGGCCCUAUAAUGCACGUGCAGUGCUUUGCAAUAUGUUUUCACUAGCAUGAAUGUGCUAUGACUACUUCAUGAGGUUUUAAUUUGUUUUACCUAUAAUCAUGAUGCUGUAUCAUCGGCAACAAUGAACUGUAACUAAAUUUAUUUAUUGUAUAAACUAUUUGUCUACUAACCACUAAUGGCUCUGUUUCUUUAAGAACAUCAACAACCAAAGCCAUACCACAUCUACAUAUAUACACACCCUACUUCGCUCCUAAAAGAUUCAACUACCUUCCUUGGGACUUGCAUCUUGAGAUAAGCUAUAAAGGGAGCGAUCUCUCCAAAUGAGUUCAUCUGAAUUUUAUCACAGUAAGCAUAUGCCUUCUUAU
Messenger RNA from Equus caballus (horse), 7368 nucleotides. It is a transcript of the gene ZC3H12B, whose product is annotated as zinc finger CCCH-type containing 12B. The record is from RefSeq and is a predicted model, not a curated record. Lineage: Eukaryota; Metazoa; Chordata; Mammalia; Perissodactyla; Equidae. Gene Ontology annotation, molecular function: metal ion binding; RNA endonuclease activity; mRNA binding. Gene Ontology annotation, cellular component: cytoplasmic ribonucleoprotein granule; nucleus.